GUAUAAACGAACGAUGACAUACAUACAACGUACGAUGAUAUGAAUUAAUGAAGAUAUCAUCACACCAUGAUAGGAUAUUGUGCCAGUGUCAUGAAAGAUAGAUACCAGGUUCUCAACUGAAGCCCCGGUGCGUUAAGUUGUGUGUAUCAUGUUUGGACUACGUGUAUCAAGAAGAAUCUCAAUAUUGCUAGUCAUGUUGAUUGUUCUGUUAUAUCUGCGGCUCUGGGAAUUUGUGAUGAAGGUCAAGAUCGAUUUCACUCGUCCGUUAACGAAAAUGUCGCCAGGUGACCCAGCUUCACCAGAUUAUGUCAGUGGAAUGCUACAGAUUGACCAAGGUCCACCCGAUGACGUCAGUGAUUCAGAAACAGAAAUCAGAACUACAUCAAUACCUAUAUCAUCAAUAUCACCUACAUCACUACCAUUAGAGAAAGAAAUGACAGAUGAAAUUGACAUUGUUUCAUCGAAGAAAAUUACUCGUUUGAUGCUACCGUUCUUAGUGAAUAGAAUAGGCUAUGGCAGUAAUGUACAAUACAAAACAUUUCUGAGUGCUGCUGUACUUGCCAAGCAAUACAACUAUAGUGUUGUACUCAUACCUUUCUUUGAUACUGGUGCUAACGAUAGAGGAUAUAUAGCUAGAACAAUGAGACCUUGGGAAAUUACAUUUGAUGUCGAUAAAUUCAGAGAGUUUGUGUCAGUUGCAACAAUGGAUGAUUUCAAAACGCAGUGCAAUGGCCGGAUUCACGUAGUGUAUUGGAGAGACUUUUUCCUCUAUAAGGGAAUGUACGAAUCGUCCCGGGAUUUGCUCCAUCGAUUACAUGGACUUGACCUGCCGAGUUAUACAACAUUGAACACGGAAAUUACCAGUGUUGAUUGGUUGGAAAGUUCACGUGACUAUGACUGCGUAGCAUUUUAUGAUCCAAUGGAAUAUUUGGAUUCAAACGAACAAUUCGAUUUGUCUGAUGUGCAUAGCCACCUAGUGAGGGCGCCGCCCGUACUUAAAAUGGCAGAUAAAGUGGUGAACAAGAUGUGUGAUGGUCGUUUUUUAGCAAUGCACUGGCGGAACAGAACAGGUGAACGGUGUACGUACGAUUUUGAUGCACGCGAAUGUGUCGAUUUAAUGAAGAAAGUUGAUGAGUCAGCGGAAAUUAUCAGCUCAGCUGUAAAGAAUAUUAUGAACAAAUACAAAUUGAAAUGUCUAUAUAUAGCACACCCAGUUCAUUCUGACAAAAUUAUAAGUUACUUCUCUUCCUCGUUAUUGAUAAGCAAUAUUUAUAACACAGCCACACUGCUUCAUGACAACGACCCGGAUGUAAAAGUUUUCAAAAAUAGUUUAUAUCUACUUUCACUCUUGGAGCAAGAAAUAUGUUUUAGAGCUGAUAUAUUUCUUGGCUGGUCCCAGUCUUAUUGGUCUCAGUUCGUUAAACUAGAUCGAAUAGGAGUUGGUAAAGACGCAUUGUUUUAUAAUGACCUUCCUGAAAUUGAAGAUGACAGAAAACUAGAUCUUAUAUGGAAGUAUAUGAAUAUCAUCCGUUAA
Messenger RNA from Saccoglossus kowalevskii, 1534 nucleotides. RefSeq lists its product as uncharacterized. The record is from RefSeq and is a predicted model, not a curated record. Gene Ontology annotation, molecular function: peptide-O-fucosyltransferase activity. Gene Ontology annotation, biological process: protein O-linked glycosylation via fucose. Lineage: Eukaryota; Metazoa; Hemichordata; Enteropneusta; Harrimaniidae.